GAAAGUCAAGGCGCGUGUUGGUUGACUCACCGGCAUCUGUUAGGUCGCCGUUAAAAUGGCUGACGGCGUCAACGGAGGAGGAGGAGGAGAUGGCGGCUCUGCUUCGCGGCCGCACCGGCUGCCGCGGUGGACGCGGCGCGAGAUCAUGGUGCUGGUAGAGGCGAAACGGGCUGCGGAGGGUAGAGGGAGGGGGGCCCGCGGGCCCCGAUCGGCGGCGGGGGAGACGAAGUGGGAGUGGGUGUCGGCCUACUGCCGGCGGAAGGGGGUGGACCGAGGGAUGUUGCAGUGCCGGAAGCGGUGGAGCAAUCUGGCGUGCGACUUCAAAAAGGUACGGGCGUGGGAGGGCGGGGAAGGGGCGGCGGCCGGUGAGUCCUUCUGGGCUAUGAGGAACGACUGCCGGAGGGACCGGCGGCUGCCUGGGUUCUUCGAUAAGGAGGUCUUUGACAUCCUUAACCGGACUGUGCUGAACGAGUUGGAGGCGGAGGAGGAGGAGGAGGAGGCGGAGGUCAAGGUUCGCGACGGUGGGGAGGGGGAAAACGAAAAAGAGGAAGACGAAGUGGAAGUGGAAGAGGAGGAGGCAGUCUUUGAUAGCGGUCGGACUGCAGCGGAUAAUGGUUUGUUCUCCGAUUGCGAGUACGAAAAUGGGAUGGGUGGGCAAGAGAGGCUGCCGCCGCCGAUUGCGGUGACGCCAAUAUCUGAGAGGAAGUUCGAGCCAUUUCAACAGGAAUUUUCGGAUCCAGGGAUCAUCAACGACAGACAACCAGCUAAUGACCAUGAGACACAAUCAUCACAAGGACUGAAGCGGCGGCGCAUUUCACCAGAAGAAGGAAGUAGCAAUUUCGACAACCAACUGAUCAAAAUCAUAGAGAGAAACAACAAGAUGAUCGUGUCACACUUCAAUGCUCAAAAUGCCAACUUACAGCUGGAGAGGGAUCAAAGGAGGGAGCAAGCUAAUAGUCUUCUUGAUGUUCUUAACAAACUUGUCGAUGCUGUUGGAAGAAUUGCAGAUAAACUAUAAACUUCUGAGAUGAUUGAUGAAUGGAGCACAUAGGACGUCGACAAUCCAUUGUGUUUUGCAAAUUUGAGCAGCAACAACAAAUUAGACAUUGUAGGAACACCAUUUCUUUAUUGAUUCUGGGUGGUGGUGUAUUGUUGGUAGGUUUCUAAUUGGCAAAGGUGGAUAAGAGACAUUUUAGAGAUGAAUUAAUAAUGAUUGUAAGUGUUGAAAAUAGACAGGGUUUAGCUGAUCAAUUGAUCAAUAAAUCCUGUUGUGGGCUGGUUUCAAUUCCUUCUCCUGUAAUGAUCAACUUUGAACUUUCUUCUCUUUUACUGAAAGCAUGCAGAUGUACAUGUGCAAUUAUGAUCA
Messenger RNA from Musa acuminata subsp. malaccensis (wild Malaysian banana), 1366 nucleotides. Its product is annotated as trihelix transcription factor ASR3. The record is from RefSeq and is a predicted model, not a curated record. Lineage: Eukaryota; Viridiplantae; Streptophyta; Magnoliopsida; Zingiberales; Musaceae.